AUGGACGAGGGGGGCACACUCCUGCUCCCCGACUGCCUGCUCUAUCAGAUCUUCCUGAGCCUGGGCCCCAGCGACGUGGUGGCGGCGGGACAGGUGUGCCGCCAGUGGCAGGCCGUGUCCCGGGAUGAGUUCCUGUGGAAGGAGCAGUUCUACCGCUACUACCGGGUGGCCCGCGAUGUGCCGCGACACCCAGCCGCCGCGUCCUGGUACGAGGAGUUCCGGCGGCUCUACGACACGGUGCCGUGCGUGGAGGUGCAGACGCUGAGGGAACACACGGACCAGGUCCUGCACCUGAGUUUCGCCCACUCGGCCUCGCAGUUCGCCUCCUGCUCCAAGGACUGCAGCGUCAAGAUCUGGAGCAACGACCUGGUGGUCUCCCUGCUGCACAGCGCGGACAUGCGGCCCUACAACUGGAGCUACACCCAGUUCUCCCAGUUCAACCAGGACGACUCGCUGCUGCUGGUGUCCGGCGUGUUCCUGGGGCCCCACAACUCCUCCUCCGGGGAGAUUGCCGUCAUCAGUCUGGACACCUUCGCCCUGCUGUCCCGCGUGCGCAACAAGCCCUACGACGUGUUUGGCUGCUGGCUCACCGAGACCAGCCUCAUCUCCGGGAACCUGCAUCGGAUCGGCGACAUCACCUCAUGCUCCGUGCUCUGGCUCAACAACGCCUUCCAGAACGUGGAGUCCGAGAAUGUGAACGUGGUAAAGCGGCUUUUCAAGAUCCAGAACCUCAACGCCAGCACCAUCCGCACCGUUAUGGUGGCCGACUGCAGUCGCUUUGACAGCCCUGAGCUGCUGCUGGACACUGGCCGCCCAGCCCAGAGCUCCUGCCGAGUGUUUGACCUGGGGGAAGGCAGCAGCAGUGAGACCACGGGCCCAACCCCGGCCAAGGAGGGUCUGCGGCACUUCCUUGACGACAUCUUGGAUGGGCAUGUGCAACCCACACUGUCCGAGAACAUGCUGGAGACCAGAGUGGCCAAGCUGCUGGCCCAGGGCCGUACCAGGCCUCCUGAGCCAGUGGCCGGCGACAGUAAGAAGUACCUCAUCUUCACCACGGGCUGCCUCACCUACUCACCGCACCAGAUCGGCAUCAAGCAGAUUCUGCCGCAUCAGAUGACGACAGCAGGGCCGGUGCUGGGGGAAGAACGGGGCACGGACGAGUUCUUCGACUCCCUGGACCACGUCAUAGAUGUACACGGGCAUGUCAUCGGGAUGGGCCUGUCGCCUGACCACAGGUACCUGUACGUGAACAGCCGCUCCUGGCCCAGUGGAGCCGUGGUGGUCGACCCCUUGCAGCCCCCGCCCAUUGCUGAGGAGAUCGACCUGCACGUGUUUGACCUAAAGACCAUGCAGGAAGUGAAGCGUGCCCUGCGUGCCCACCGCGCCUACACACCCAAUGAUGAGUGCUUCUUCAUCUUCCUCGACGUCAGCAGGGACUUUGUGGCCAGUGGGGCGGAAGACCGGCACGGCUACAUCUGGGACCGCUACUACAACAUCUGCCUGGCCAAACUACAGCACGAGGACGUGGUCAACUCAGUGGCCUUCAACCCCCGCGAGCAGGACUUCCUGCUGACUGCCAGUGACGAUGCCACCAUCAAGGUCUGGCGGUCCCCUCGCACCAUGCGUGCUCUCCAGGCCCCACGCCCACGCCCACGCCCCUUCUUCUCCUGGUUUGCUAGCCAGAGGCGCUGA
Chrysochloris asiatica (Cape golden mole) is the source of this 1692-nucleotide messenger RNA. RefSeq names its product F-box and WD repeat domain containing 5 (gene FBXW5). Gene Ontology annotation, biological process: protein ubiquitination. Lineage: Eukaryota; Metazoa; Chordata; Mammalia; Afrosoricida; Chrysochloridae. The record is from RefSeq and is a predicted model, not a curated record. Bases 1 to 1692 code for a protein of 563 amino acids. The transcript is spliced from 8 exons. Gene Ontology annotation, cellular component: Cul4-RING E3 ubiquitin ligase complex; SCF ubiquitin ligase complex. Gene Ontology annotation, molecular function: protein binding.